AUGGCAUUUUUUGAUUCGUCGUCUACACCAGUUGUUGAUUUUUUAUCUUCAACACCACCUAGUAUUACUCGUGUUUUAACUUAUACCUCACCUUUUGUUCAUCUGUUUUCAUACUUUCUAUCCUUGAUGACUUGGUCGACAGGAAAUCCCUCUGAAUCUUGUUUAUUAGUGGCUGCUUGGUGGACACUAUGCCUUUAUCCUAAAGAAUUGAUUAUAUAUGGAAUACAUCUCUCUUUACUUGUAUGGUUGGUUUAUAAUUGGAUCCAAAAAGGAAAACUUGAAAGAUUAGGCAAACCCAAGAAUAGUAAAGCAAUGACGCAAUAUGAUCUCAAUCAAACAGUCUUUGAGAUUCACACAAUAUCUGAAAAACUAUCUGAUUUCCAUGCUUUAAUAAAUUCCUUGAACUCUUACAUUGAUUGGUCAGAUCCGGAGAAAACCAAAAGAGUUAUCAUGAUAUUAUUAUAUUCAUAUCCUAUAUGGAUAAUAUUUAAUUACCUAGGAAAUUUGUCAUGGACAUUUAUAAUACUUGGUACUAUUUGUUUAGUGUGGAAUAGCCCAUGGUUCAAAGUGAUCAAAUAUGUGGUAAUUAAAUCAACUUUAUUACGUGAAACUGUUUAUUUUAUAGGUGGAUUUUUUUUUAGAAAUGGGCAAUUUUCACAAAAGCGAAAAGGGAAGGGAGGGUUUUCUGUCAGAGAAUUGAUUAUGAAAGCAAAAGGUCAACAACAACAAAAACUCACUUCUAUGUUAUCAAAUGUUAACGUUGCCACGAAAAAAGGUUUGACAAGAGAUGGGUCAAAAACUUCAACAGAUUUAAUUUUUCAAUUUGUUCUAUAUGAAAAUCAACGUUGGUGGUUAGGACUAGAUUGGACUACUAAUUUGUUUCCUAAUGAAAGGCCACCAUGGUCUGAUGAAUAUCUUGAACCAACUGAUUCUAAAAAUAAUUUUCAACUUCCUGCACCAUCAACUCAAACUAUCGAUGAUAAAAAUGUUUUAAUCAAAACAACAAGAAAAUGGGAAUGGUUAGAUCCUGAUUGGACUAUAAGUCAUGAUGGAGAUGUUGAUAAAGAUGGUUGGGUGUAUACAGAUAAUCAUUGGAAAAAUCCAACAUCAAAAGGAGGUAAUAUGAACGAGACUAGUAAAUCAAAAGAAGAGAACAAUAAAAAUAUGUUAAAGUCGAAUGUUGUUGAGGAUGAAAAAGAAAAGAUUAAUCAUAACAAUAGUGACAAUAACGACGACGACGAUGAUAAUGAUGAGAAAUAA
Molecule: messenger RNA, 1260 nt
Organism: Entrophospora candida
Lineage: Eukaryota; Fungi; Glomeromycota; Glomeromycetes; Entrophosporales; Entrophosporaceae
Source: the annotation of a GenBank genome assembly